Molecule: messenger RNA, 1736 nt
Organism: Scheffersomyces amazonensis
Lineage: Eukaryota; Fungi; Ascomycota; Pichiomycetes; Serinales; Debaryomycetaceae
Exons: 1
Coding region: 215-1678 (487 amino acids)
Biological process (GO): transmembrane transport
Cellular component (GO): membrane
Molecular function (GO): transmembrane transporter activity
Source: RefSeq, a predicted model, not a curated record
ACUUUUAUUCAAUUCCUGCUAAUUUCUUUACUCCAUACUAUUUGUGUACCGGUUAGAUUUUCACACGACUGCUAGUUCACCCGCAUUUUGGAAAUUUGGCGAUGGUUGACUGAAAAGUCGGAGACUUACACACAAUAUAAGAGUGAUGAAUAGGAUAUAUAUGUCAAUAUCUUUGUAAUUUAUUGAAGUUAGAAUCAUAGAAUUUGAAUCAAAUAUGCAUAAAAAGACUUUUUUGCAUCGUAUAUCACAUAAGAUAAGGCAUUACCUUUCUCAUCAUUUUUCAGUAUCGAAUUUAAAGAGGUUAGCAUUCUUAAUAGCAUUAAUAGCAUGUUUAUCAUCAGGUUCAAUUUUACUAUUCUCUUUGUUUUCAACUUCUUUACAUGAAGUACUUGGCUUAUCCUAUUUACAAAUAAAUUUUAUUGCAUCAUUAUCAGCUAUUGGUAUGUAUCUAUGUUUACCAAUAUUAGGGUAUUUAGCUGAUGCUUAUGGUCCACCUUUAUUAUCUUUAAUUGCUGUAUGGUUUUUUUGUCCAAGUUAUUUUAUUAAUAGUAUAAUGGUUAAAGAUUUACAAUAUAAUGAUAUUACUGAUUUUCAUGUCUAUGGUUUUGCAUUCACCUUUUGUUUUAUUGGUUUGGCAACUUCAGCUCUUUAUUUCUCGAGUUUGUUAACUUGUGCUAAAAUUUACCCAAAUCAACGAGGAUUAGCUAUAUCAUUCCCUGUGAGUUGUUACGGGUUAUCUUCAUUGAUAGGAUCUCAGUUACUUCGUUUACCUUUCUUUAAACAAGAUCCUAACGGAAAGAAUUUGGAUUUAUAUAAUGUAUUCAAUUUCUUUGGAAUAUUAUACUUACUAAUGGGUAUAUUAAAUUUUGUAGCUGGAUCGCUUGUUAUGGUUGAACAAGAAAUUAUAUUUACUCCUGAAGAGGAGGCAUUAUUAAUAGAAUCCAGUUGCUCUUCCUUAGCUGGAUCUGAAGAAAAUGACGAAGAUGAAGUUGAUGAAGAAGGUAUUUUGGAAUUAUCAACCCAAAGGUCAUUAAUCGAGCCACCCAAUCAUCAUGAAAGAUUUGUCUUAUUCCUUAAAGAUAAAUCUUCUUGGUUACUUUUAGUUACUUUAGUUUUAAGUAUUGGUCCUAUGGAAAGUUACCAAAAUAACUUAGGCUCUAUAUUGAAGGUCAUCACUUCCGAUACAGAUUUAGCCAAUCAAUUAAGUGUUAUGGCUGCUUCUUCAACGGUAUCUAGAUUGCUUGUUGGUGGUUUGUCCGAUUAUUUAUCAUCUCCUUCAAGAAAAUAUCCUCUUAAUAGAGUUUGGUUAUUAGCUAUCCUUUUACUUGUGGGAUCUAUCGGCCAAAUUGGAAACAACUAUUUAAAUGGAGAUGGUGACCUUUAUCAUUAUGUUUCUAUGUUGAAUGGAGCAUCAUAUGGUGGAAUGUUUACAUUAUAUCCAACUAUUGUAGCAUCUAUUUGGGGGAUAGAUAUCAUGGGCUCAACUUGGGGUGCCUGCAUGAUUGCUCCUGCCAUAGGUUCAGUAAGUUAUUCUUUAGCUUAUGGUAGAAAGAUGGAUCAAAGUAGUGAUUUAUCAAGUUAUUUUAUUUUGACAGGAAUUAGUUUGUUAUUAAGUAUGGUUUUGGUAAUUUUCAUUUGGAAAAUUAUUUGGUGGAAAAGAGGUUAUAGACUAUUUUAAAGGUAUUUAAAUAAUAUAUUCACUUGCAUCUACAAAUUAUAAUUACUAAAGGAGUGAA